Messenger RNA from Monoraphidium neglectum, 2943 nucleotides. RefSeq lists its product as hypothetical. Gene Ontology annotation, molecular function: RNA binding. Bases 1 to 2943 code for a protein of 980 amino acids. Gene Ontology annotation, cellular component: nucleus. The record is from RefSeq and is a predicted model, not a curated record. Gene Ontology annotation, biological process: positive regulation of transcription initiation by RNA polymerase II. The transcript is spliced from 9 exons. Lineage: Eukaryota; Viridiplantae; Chlorophyta; Chlorophyceae; Sphaeropleales; Selenastraceae.
AUGUCGAGCGAUGUGCUUCUGGGCACGGCGUACCUGGCGCGCUCUGAGGUGCUGCGCGCGCUUCAGGCAGGCAGCUGGCUGUGGCAGCUCGGGGAGCGUGCGUCCGCGGACGCGUGCGUGUCCGGGGGCGCCCUAGUCGCGUGGCAUGAAGGCGGCGCCGGCGGGCGCGGCCGGCUGGUGCUCGGCCAGGCUAUCGGCGCUCAUGUGGCUGCAGACCUUGCAGGCGUCGUCGACCCAGCAGCCAGCUACUUGAUGCUCAAGCACGGCGGGCAGGCUGUCCCCGUCAGCGCCCUGCUGGAGACCCUGCCAGACGGCUCGCAGCAGUGGGGCGACGCGUGGCGCGAGCUGGAGCGGCAGCAGGAGGCCGAGUACGGCGGCCCGCCCCUGCUCACGCCGGAAGAGGUGCUAGAGCUCUGCGAAGGGUUUGUCAAGACCUUGACAGAGCCCCCGCGCGGCGAGGCGUGCUGCGCCCUGCUGACGCGCCUGGCGCAGCUGGCCGGCGGCUGCCCUUUGCACCACCUGCGCCCGCUGAUGGCGCGCGCCCGCGCAGCAGCCGGGGGCGCCGCCGUGCCGCUGCCCGUUGUGGCCGCUGCUGACGCGUGCCUGGCGCGGCUGUCGCCGGCGCUGCAAGCUGAAGCGCCAGAACUGCUGACGCAGCUGGCCACCCGCCUUGCGUUGCAGAUCCCCGCCGACCAGCAGGCUGCACUCAUUGCUGCGCUCGGCGGGCAGCAGCAGCAGCAGCAGCAACAGCAGCAGCAGCAGCAGGACCCACAGCAGGAGCAGCAGCACGACCCGCAGCAGCAGCAGCACCCGCAGCAGCAGCAGCAGCAGCUGCGCCAGCACCAGCACCAGCACCAGCAACAACACCAGCAGCAACAGCAGCAGCAGCAGCAGCAGCAGCAGCAGCAGGACCCACAGCAGGAGCAGCAGCACGACCCGCAGCAGCAGCAGCACCCGCAGCAGCAGCAGCUGCACCAGCACCAGCACCAGCAACAACAGCAGCAGCAGCAGCAGCAGGACCCCCAGCAGGAGCAGCAGCACGACCCCCAGCAGGAGCAGCAGCACGACCCCCAGCAGCAGCAGCAGCAGCAGCAGCAGCACCCGCAGCAGCAGCAGCAGCAGCAGCAGCAGCAGCAGCAGGACCCCCAGCAGGAGCAGCAGCACGACCCCCAGCAGCAGCAGCAGCAGCAGCAGCAGCAGCACCCGCAGCAGCAGCAGCAGCAGCAGCAGCAGCAGCAGCAGGAGGGUCAGCGCCACACCGCCCAGCCAGACGAGCAGCGGCAGCACCGCGCCUUCGAACGCUCCACAAGCGGCUCAGGGCUCGGACUGGCGCCAGGCCAAUCGAAGCCGUCGCACCCCACGUCUCCCGGAGCCUCCAGCAGCGCCGACAGCGGCCGGUGCUGGCACACCGUGGUGGCGGAGCAGGGCUCCCCAAAAGACGGCCCCCGCUCCCGCCCGCGCUCGCGCUCAAGGUCCCGCAGCUGCCAGGCGGCAGGCAGCGCAGGCGGCCGUGCUGCUCAGGCGCUGCGCGUGGGCGGCGACGGGCCGCGCAGGCGCAGCAGCCGCAGCCGCGACCUCAGCCGCGACAGGGGGCCGCGUUCGAAGCGCGAGCGUAGCAGCAGGAGCCGCAGCCCCGGUCGUCCAAGACUCCGACCACGGCACGGUGGACCUGAUGAAGCAACAGCUGCUGCGCCGCCACAAGGCAUUUCGGUAGCCCCCGGCCUGCGCUGGCUUUGGGACGCGGCCCCGGCGGCACUGGGGAUAGAGUCGCUCGGCGGCUUCCCCAGAAUCAGCGCAAGGCAGCUGGAAGAGCUGCGAGCUGCGGCGCUGGUGCACGUGUAUCAGGAGGCAGCACGGCAGCUCAACUCCCACCUGCGCCACCCCUCAUGGGGCGCGGCAUCGUCCAAAUGGACCGAGCGGCACGUGGCUGUGCCGCUGGCCCUGCUCGCGCUGCCGCCAGAAAUGGGAGGCAAGGCAGCCGUGCGCGCAUCGCUGGCACAAUCCUGCAGUGCGCUGGAGCUGUACAGGCCGCAAGGAGAUACAAUACGGCAGCAGCAGCAGCCGCGGCAGCAGCAGCAGCAGCAUCAACAGCAGCAGGAGCAGCAUCAGGUGGUGGAGGACGAGCAGGAGCAGGUGCGGCUGCGCAACGACUGGAAGGACGUCGUUCUGAGUCACCAGCUGCUGCAAAUUUUCGUCCUUUUGGCCGGCAAGCACCUGGGACUGAUGCGGGAGCCCAGGCCCUUUGCUGUCAUUGAGUCGGAGUUCAUGGCGGCAUCUCGGCGGGUUGUGUACUGCAAGCUGUUUGGAGACGCAUUCGGCCUGGCCUGCGCGCUCCAGUCACAGCUUGGGCUCCUGCUGCUGCAGCGCGUGUCCAGCCCGGCCUCCAAAUGGUUUGUGAUGCGGGCCGGCAACCCUGGCUCUGCAGCCGACCUGCGGCAGAGGGCGGAGCUGGAGAGAGCGGGGUAUGCAGUUGUGGGCAGGGACGGCCUGCCAGAGGCGCGGAUGGCCCGCGCUCCGGCGCCGCGCGAUGAGGCGCCGCGGGGCCCGGCGUCGCCGGCGCGUGUCCGCGCAGCCCACGGCGAGCGCGGCGCACACAUCAGAGGAUCAGCGGCAUGGGAGGGCGCAGCGAGGGCCAGAGGCGUGCGUUCGCUGCACUUGGUCAACGUGCGGGGCCCGCGGUGUCAAGUGAUACUAGAAGCGGUGUGUGCGCGCUUUGGUCCGGUGGAGUCUGUGGCCGUGUUCCCGCGGCGCGGCUACGCCUUUGUCAACAUGCGAGAGGCGGAGGACGCUGCGGCGGUGUAUCAUGCUCUGGACUCAAAGGCUUUGCCUGGGGUGACGGCGCCGGGCAGCGUGCUGACUGUGCGGCCUCAGUUCGCCACACCGCGCGACGUCGCGCAGCGCGUCGGUAGCAGCGUCAGGGCAAGGGCGCGCGACAACGAGUAA